Molecule: messenger RNA, 3713 nt
Organism: Suncus etruscus (white-toothed pygmy shrew)
Lineage: Eukaryota; Metazoa; Chordata; Mammalia; Eulipotyphla; Soricidae
Gene: GABRA3
Product: gamma-aminobutyric acid type A receptor subunit alpha3
Exons: 10
Coding region: 214-1701 (495 amino acids)
Biological process (GO): synaptic transmission, GABAergic; nervous system process; gamma-aminobutyric acid signaling pathway
Cellular component (GO): synapse; neuron projection; GABA-A receptor complex
Molecular function (GO): GABA-A receptor activity; benzodiazepine receptor activity; GABA-gated chloride ion channel activity
Source: RefSeq, a predicted model, not a curated record
AGCGCGCGCCAGCCAGCGAGCAAAGCAGAGAGCAGUAGAGAGAGACACAGAGAGGGAGAGAGCGAGAGAGCGAGCGCGAGAGAGCGAGCCAGGGCUCCGGAGAGCCAGAGACGAGGCAGCUGAGCUGGGAGCCGGGGCCGGGCUCGCCCGCCAAGUACUUUCCGCGGGCCGCGCUUCUCCCGGGCUGGGCGGCGCCGGUUGGUGUCUAAGAAGAUGAUAUUCACAAAAAUGAGUCACAUCCAUAUGUUCAGCCUUGGGCUUCGUCUACUGAUAUGUAUCCUCCCUGGAGCAUCUGGCCAGGGGGAUUCAAGGCGACAAGAACCCGGGGACUUUGUGAAGCAAGACAUUGGCGGCCUGUCCCCGAAGCACGCCCCAGACAUCCCUGAUGACAGCACUGACAACAUCACCAUCUUCACCAGGAUCUUGGACCGCCUUCUGGAUGGCUACGAUAAUCGGCUGCGGCCCGGCCUUGGAGAUGCAGUGACGGAAGUGAAGACUGAUAUCUAUGUGACCAGUUUUGGGCCUGUAUCAGAUACAGACAUGGAAUACACCAUCGACGUGUUUUUCCGACAGACCUGGCAUGAUGAAAGACUGAAAUUCGAUGGGCCCAUGAAGAUCCUUCCUCUGAACAAUCUCCUGGCCAGCAAGAUCUGGACCCCCGACACCUUCUUCCACAAUGGCAAGAAAUCAGUGGCCCACAAUAUGACCACGCCUAACAAGCUGCUCAGACUAGUGGACAAUGGAACCCUCCUCUACACCAUGAGGUUAACAAUUCAUGCGGAGUGCCCCAUGCAUUUGGAAGAUUUCCCUAUGGAUGUGCAUGCCUGCCCUCUGAAGUUUGGAAGCUACGCCUACACAACAGCUGAAGUUGUUUACUCAUGGACUCUUGGGAAGAACAAGUCUGUGGAAGUAGCACAGGAUGGCUCUCGCCUGAAUCAGUAUGACUUGCUGGGACAUGUGGUUGGGACAGAGAUUAUCCGAUCAAGUACCGGAGAAUAUGUCAUCAUGACUACCCAUUUCCACCUAAAGAGAAAAAUUGGCUACUUCGUGAUCCAGACCUACUUGCCAUGUAUUAUGACUGUCAUCCUGUCGCAAGUGUCUUUCUGGCUCAACCGGGAGUCUGUCCCUGCCCGCACGGUCUUUGGUGUCACCACGGUUCUCACCAUGACAACCUUGAGUAUCAGUGCCAGAAACUCCUUACCUAAAGUGGCAUAUGCGACGGCCAUGGAUUGGUUCAUAGCCGUCUGUUAUGCUUUCGUAUUUUCUGCGCUGAUUGAAUUUGCCACUGUCAACUACUUCACCAAAAGGAGUUGGGCUUGGGAAGGAAAGAAGGUGCCAGAGACACAGGAGGUGAAGAAAAAAACUCCAGCAGCCCCGGCUAAGAAAACGAGCACCACCUUCAACAUCGUGGGGACCACCUAUCCCAUCAACCUGGCCAAGGACACCGAGUUCACUACCAUCCCUCAGGGGGCUGGCGCUGCUGCCAGUGCCACCUCAACCCCAACACUGGUUGCUUCUCCCAAGACCACUACGUAUGUGCAGGAAAUCCCCACUGAGACCAAGACCUACAACAGUGUCAGCAAGGUUGACAAAAUUUCCCGCAUCAUCUUCCCCGUGCUCUUUGCCAUUUUCAACCUGGUGUACUGGGCCACCUAUGUCAACCGGGAGACCAAUAUCAAGGGCAUGAUCCGCAAACAGUAGGUAGGUGUGAGGCCACAGUUCGAGAACUCGAUACCUUAGGAAGCAACCAGGCACCUACACCCCGGACAACCCCUAGAUGUGUUGCAGGAUCUUUAUGACGUGCUAACAAGCUCUGACUCCAGUUCAUAACUAGUCUCAAUGAAAAAAAUAUUACAGAAAAAUUUGACUUGUCCCUCUAACAUUACUGAGCAUUCCCUUAUCAGAGCCAAGCACUGCCAUUUUACCAGUUGCCCAUCCCAGCCUGCCUGUCUCCCUGGCUGAGAAUACUGCAUGUAUUCCUUGGUAUUCUGCCCACAGCAGAAAGACCAGGAGACACUUUGCCCACAGUGGGUGGGGGGGCCUUGUUGAGAAAGUAAAACCAAGAAAACUGUUGACUGUUUCUGAUCAAAUGAUGCUGCCUCCAAAGGGAGCCAGGCUGGCUAGCAUGUGGUCUUUCCAGCCAACUGCCCUGUCUGAAAACAGGGCCCACCAGGCACCAGUACGAAGAAUAAAGGCAAGAGCUAGUGCUAACCUAUGAACAAGUCACUCAGUCCUUCUGCUGGCUUGGAGGUUAGUAAGAAAAGCUCAGGCAGGAGCAAUAGUACAGCAGGGAGGGUGCUUGCCUUGCACAUGGCCAACUCGGGUUUGAUUCCCGGCAUCUCAUGUUGUCCCCCAUUCACUACUGGAGGUAAUUCCUGAAUGUAGAGCCAGGAGUAGGCUCUGAGAAUUGCUGAGUGUGGCCCAAAACACAAAAAAAGGAAAAAGGAAAACUGUGAUUCACCAUUCUAUCACUGAUGGCCAACACCUGUAGAACCAAGGGGACAAACAAUGCAUCAAGAUGGCUUUUGCCUGCCAUGUCUACUGUAUUUGGAAAAUAUUGCCCUGUGAGAGUACCUUUACUUCAGGAGAGUCCCUCAAAUUCUCUGAUCCCCUUGUUGGCAUUGAUACUGAGUGGUCUGGGCUCAUUACCACCUACAAAUUCUUCCGGAAAAGGAGAAAAAUCUUUCUUUCUCUGUAUACUAACAAGAGACAAAAAGCAAACAGAUCUAGAUCAAAUGCCCACACCAGAUCUUUUUUAAGACAAGCCAAGUAGACUGAUACUGGAUGGAGCAGCAGACUUGGACUAGGAGUAUGUUGAGAUUGAAAGUUUGUCUUAAAAGGAAAAGCCAUGGGCAAGUAAAAUCCCAGCAUUAUUUUGCCCACCCCCCAAUCUGCUGCAGAUCCAAUUCUAAGGAUAAUCAAUCAGUCCAGUUAAUCAACUGGAUCAAAUAAAGCAUUAACUAUCUUACCAGCUUGACUUAGGGGCCACUUGACAUCAAUUGCUUUUAAUUGAAGAAAGUCCAUAAGAAAUGUAAAGUUUUGUUAAGGAAGAUAAACUAAUUUUCCAAGGCUUUUGAAAAGUAUUUGUACCAGAGAAUUGCCAAAUGUCCUUUUCUGAAGGCCAGAAUGAAAGCAUAACUAAGAAGCCAGGUCCAACUUGACCUCAAAGUACAUGCUGUCUCAACUGAGUCCUAAAUGCAGUUUCAUUGCACACCAAGAGGAUCUGUAAAAAGUCAACAUGGGAGAGACAGAGACAAACAGAGAGUGAGAGAGAGCACUUCUCCUAGUCCCAUCUCUGAGGAAUGAGACUCAGAAAGAAGCCCCUGACUAUCCCAAAAGCCCAAGGUGAAGCCAUAGUGGCCCCCCAAGACAGAUUCCCCAGCCCACACCCAAAACCCAGCUCCCAAGGGGUAUGUCUAUUAGCUACUGGUUGCCUUGUUCCCCCAACUUCCCCCAGCCCCUGCUUCCUUGCCAUGCUGGGAUAAUGCAUGCUGGUCCCACUAUUUCUCCGACUGUCUAGAGAUCAUUUUGUAAAUUGCGGAGUAUAGUGUUGUGAAUCUGUGGGAUAAGGGGGGUGGGGGUGGGGGUGGGCCCUCAAUGAUUGUCUUUGGGAUUUUUUUGUGGACUCUUGCUCUUUGCCUCUGUAAAGUUGUGUUUCUGUGUGCUUCAGUGCAAUGUUCAGUGGCUGUUUAUUAAACUCUUUCAGAAUUGUA